Messenger RNA from Engraulis encrasicolus (European anchovy), 1659 nucleotides. Its product is annotated as PHD and RING finger domain-containing protein 1-like. The coding region runs from base 300 to 1070 and encodes 256 amino acids. NCBI's taxonomy places the organism in Eukaryota, Metazoa, Chordata, Actinopteri, Clupeiformes, Engraulidae. The record is from RefSeq and is a predicted model, not a curated record. The transcript has 6 exons.
UUUUGUGUUUUUAAGUCCCUGUUGAUGUUACAGAUUUAAUUUCAUCACUCUCUAGCCAUGGUCCGUCUAUAAUUCGAAUUGUGUGCAAAGUAGUAGCACGAAGCAAGCAAAUGGCUUUGUGUAGGGACAUUUGUGCUAGCCCUGCAGUGUGAUAUCGCGUGAGACAUUAGGCGCGAGGAGCGGGGUUUUCUUUGCAGUUUGUUAAACAAUUCCAACACUGCCUUUUGUCGCUAUCUUGGCUGGAGGCUAUGCGCGGGACCGUGAGUGAUUGAUUCUCGGUAAAUGAGAGAGAAAGAGGAAUGUCUACAUCACACCCCGCCAACUGCCCAGUCUGUCUCAGUGAUUUAGCUGGACAGCAAGUGGCCACACCAGCCAACUGUGAUCACUAUUUUUGUUUGGAAUGCAUUAUGCAGUGGUCACGGAACACUAACACCUGUCCAGUGGAUCGCAUUGCAUUUGAUGUUCUUUACCAGAAAGAGUCCCCUGGAGGUGAAAUUAAACACGUGAUAAAAGUUGAGAACCCACGAAACAGCAGUGAAGAUGUGACAGAGGAGCAGAUCACCUGUGAAAACUGUGGCCGGUCUGACCUGUCCCAUCUGAUAAUAUUGUGCUCAAGAUGUGAUACAGGGUACCACCCCAGGUGCCUCACUAUUCCCCUUGACGGUGUUCCAGUAUCUGGCUGGCUCUGCCCUGAGUGUGCUGAUGGCCCCGAGGGAGGCGAGGGGGCCCCAGAGGAGGAUUAUGGUGUGAGUGAGGAGGAGGUAGCUGCUUUAUUGGCUGAGGCAGCAUUGGCCCCACUGCCUAGCAGACUCCGCCUGAGCACGUUGACCAGCCCUCCUGAACUGCUCGGCAAGAGACGCAGCAAGAGGCUCUGCUCACAAGCAAAUAAAUCCUCCCAUGAUCAUCGCCAUACCCACAGUGCACAGGUUCAGGUUCCCAAAUAUCUGCUGAAGUCGAAGUCCACAGUACUGUCAGACACAGGUGACGAAGGCAGCAGCAAAGACAUCCAGAAAUCUCCCACAACAAACGUAAGACACAACGGCAAGAGAAGAAGAGCUGACCAGCAAUGAGCAAGCUUUCCUUUUUUAAUAUCAAAAAGCAUAAUAUUAAAUGUCCUGUCCGGGAAAUGUUUAUGUAAUUAUAAUUUUAAUGGUUUUUUUUUUAAUGUUUGUUUGUUUUGUUUUGUUUUUGUAUUGUUCGUGGUGGUAUACAGGCUAAUGUUGCAUUGUACUGGUGUGUAGGUUGCUGUUUGAUGUAAUGCACAGCAGAGGGCAGCAGGCAUCCAUUUGAAGCACAGAAUGGACCUCUUCAGGAGUCACAUGAUGCGAAGAUAAGAGACUCUGUGGGUAAUGACUUCUGGGGAAAUGAAAGUACGAUGCAUAGACCUAGAUUCAACUAAAACAAUAAACUAGUUUAAUCUAGGUAUGUGGUAAGAAGCUUACAAUUUGUUUGCAAACAGAAUUAGUUGAUUGAAUUGUAUUUGUAUUUAGGCUUUAAGUAAAGAUUUUUAAAAUAAAGAUGUUUUGUUACAUUUUCUUCUUAUUUUCUUCUUCCAAUGGGAUUAUAGUGAAAACAAGUGUACUGAGUGAAAGCAAAGAGAAUCUUUGCAAAGACAAAAAAGAACAUUUUAUGUUUAAUUAAAAAAAAACACAUCCUCCA